Molecule: messenger RNA, 285 nt
Organism: Sphaerulina musiva SO2202
Lineage: Eukaryota; Fungi; Ascomycota; Dothideomycetes; Mycosphaerellales; Mycosphaerellaceae
Exons: 1
Source: RefSeq, a predicted model, not a curated record
GGGGAGGAGGAGGAGGAGGCAGCUGGGCAGAUCCUGAAACGCCGCCUAGAAGACUUUUUGCGAAACAGAGAGCCACCCAAGACAUUUUGUCCGUCAGAAGUUGCCCGAUCGCUGACUGCAGAAGAGCUCCAGCAGCUUGCUUGUGGCGAAUGGCGAGAUGCCAUGUCGGCCAUUCGGGAGACUGCGUGGCUGCUGCGCCAGGAGGGAAUGUGUGAGAUUGUGCAAAAGGGCGAGUCUGUGGGUGAUGUUGGACCUGAAGAUGUUCGAGGCCCUAUCCGAAUCCGG